GACUCGCGCUGGCCGGGCCAUGGCGUCGCAAGGAGCCUCGUCGGGCGGCAGCCCCAUCCAGAUCCCCAGCCGCCUCCUGCUGCUGCUCACCCCCGAGGCCGUGCUGCUGCCGGGCUCCACCAUGCGCGCCAGCGUGCACUCGCCGCGGAACAUGCAGCUGGUGCGGAGCCGCCUGCUGAAGGGCACGUCGCUCAAGAGCACCAUCAUCGGCGUCAUCCCCGACACCCACGACCCGGCCAGCGACCUAGACCCGCUGCCCCCGCUCCACAGGAUUGGCACGGCGGCCCUGGCAGUCCAAGUGGUUGGCAGUAACUGGCCCAAGCCUCAUUACACGCUGCUGAUCACAGGCCUCUGCAGAUUCCAGAUUUUGCAACUGGUGAAGGAGAAGCCCUACCCGGUCGCCGACGUCGAGCAGUUGGAUCGGCUGGAGCAGUUCACCAACAAGUCUAAAACCGAGGAGGAACUGGGGGAGCUGUCCGAGCAGUUUUAUAAAUACUCAGUGCAGCUGGUUGAAAUGCUGGAUAUGUCGGUCCCUGCGGUGGCUAAACUCAGACGCCUCCUGGACAAUCUGCCCCGGGAAGCUUUGCCGGAUAUAUUAACUUCCAUCAUCCGCACCAGUAACCAAGAGAAGCUGCAGAUUUUAGACACGGUUGGCUUGGAGGAGCGAUUCAAGAUGACCAUCCCCUUGCUCGUUCGGCAGAUCGAAGGGUUGAAGUUGCUUCAGAAGACCCGGAAACCAAAGCAGGACGACGACAAGCGGGUCGUCGCCAUACGUCCCAUCCGAAGAAUCGCUCACAUUGCGGAAGAUGAGGAGGAGGAUGAAGACCACGAUGACGUCAUCAUGCUGGAGAAGAAAAUCCGAGCUUCCAGUAUGCCUGAGCAGGCUCUCAAGGUGUGCAUCAAAGAGGUAAAGAGGUUGAAGAAGAUGCCUCAGUCAAUGCCGGAAUAUGCCUUAACUCGAAAUUAUUUGGAGCUGAUGGUGGAACUGCCAUGGAGUAAAAGCACAAGAGACCGCCUGGAUAUCCGUGCCGCCAGAAUUCUCCUGGACAACGACCACUAUGCUAUGGAGAAGCUGAAGAAGAGAGUGCUGGAGUACUUGGCAGUCAGGCAGCUUAAGAACAACUUGAAGGGCCCCAUCCUUUGCUUCGUAGGCCCUCCUGGAGUUGGCAAGACAAGCGUGGGGAGAUCCGUGGCAAAGACUCUGGGUCGAGAGUUCCACCGCAUCGCCUUGGGAGGAGUGUGCGACCAGUCUGACAUCCGGGGUCACAGGCGCACCUACGUGGGCAGCAUGCCUGGGCGAAUAAUCAAUGGCUUGAAGACUGUCGGGGUGAACAAUCCCGUAUUCCUGCUCGAUGAGGUCGACAAGCUCGGGAAGAGCCUGCAGGGAGACCCGGCAGCGGCACUGCUGGAGGUCUUGGAUCCGGAACAAAACCACAGCUUCACGGAUCACUACUUAAACGUCGCCUUCGACUUGUCGCAGGUCCUCUUCAUAGCCACAGCCAACACCAUGGCGACCAUCCCCCCGGCGUUGUUGGACAGGAUGGAGAUCAUUCAAGUUCCAGGGUACACGCAAGAAGAGAAGAUGGAGAUCGCGCAUCGGCACCUGAUCCCUAAGCAGCUGGAGCAGCACGGCUUGACUCCUCAGCAGAUCCAGAUCCCCCCCGAGGCAACUCUGGCCAUCAUCACUCGGUACACCCGUGAGGCAGGAGUCCGCUCUUUGGACCGCAAAUUCGGAGCGAUUUGCCGAGCCGUGGCCGUGAAAGUGGCGGAAGGCCAGCACAAGGAGACGAAGCCAGAUCGCUCGGAAGUGACAGAAGGAGAAGAGUGCAAAGAGCACGUUGCGGAAGAUGCAAAACCCGAUGCCAUCAGCGAGACAGCUGACCUGGCCCUGCCACCGGAAAUGCCCAUUUCGAUUGACUUCCACGCCUUGAAAGAUAUCCUUGGGCCACCGAUGUACGAGCUGGAGGUAUCUGAGCGACUGAAUCAACCCGGCGUCGCGAUUGGCUUGGCUUGGACCCCCUUAGGGGGAGAGAUCAUGUUCGUGGAAGCCAGCCGCAUGGACGGGGAGGGCCAGCUGACUUUGACCGGGCAGCUGGGCGACGUCAUGAAGGAAUCGGCCCAUCUCGCCAUCAGCUGGCUUCGCAGCAAUGCAAAGAAAUACCAACUAACAAACGCUUCUGGAAGUUUUGAUCUCCUUGACAACACAGACAUCCAUCUGCACUUCCCAGCUGGAGCCGUCACAAAAGAUGGACCAUCUGCUGGCGUUACCAUAGUAACCUGCCUUGCUUCACUUUUCAGUGGGCGGCUGGUGCGUUCAGAUGUAGCCAUGACGGGAGAAAUUACACUAAGAGGCCUGGUUCUUCCAGUUGGUGGGAUUAAGGACAAAGUCCUUGCCGCACACAGAGCCGGGCUGAAGAGAAUUAUCAUUCCUCAAAGAAACGAAAAAGACCUCGAGGAGAUUGCAGCCAACGUGAGGCAGGAUCUGGAUUUUGUGAUGACGAGUUGCCUGGACGAAGUUCUUAAUGCUGCUUUCGAGGGGGGAUUUUCAGCCAAGACUAGACUUGAACACUUCAAUAGCAAACUUUAAGCAGAUUGACCAACUGGGGCUCGCACAGGGAACAGAACGCAAAGCUGAUGUCCAUGUGCCUGGCUAUAAAAACAAGAGUAUCGAAGCAGGGUCAUUAGCCAUCAGAUUUUUAUAGCAAUGGGUUGCUGUUCACCGGGACCCCUGUAAAUCUGCGAGCCAUUCAUAUUGGCCUUAAUAUGUACUAAAGGGGAACAGUAUAUGGAGAGAGAUCUCAACGCUAAGCUCUUAAUGAUGAUUAUUCCUUUCAGAUACGAAGUAGAGUUCCGCGAAGCAAGAGUACUAUCCAAUCACAGGAGCCCGCAGGAAACCAUUGCCUAAUAACAGUAAUGAUGAUGCUGGCUUCUUUCCCCUAGAAAGCUCGAGGUGAUUUUUUUACCUACUUGAAUUUCAGAGAUUUGGUUAAAUUGGCAUUGUAUUAGGCAACAGUGGAAUUCCCUUUUUCUAAAUCCUGAAGAAUUUAAUGCAAACAGCUCAGGUCUUGCAUGCAACUACUGAGGAGAUAAGCUAUUUUUGUCGUUGUCGUUUCCUACGAGACGAUUUACAAAAAAAGUGUUUGGAGGGGAUGCCUGAGGUGGCUUCAAUCAACACCUACGUCCCCGUAGGAAGCACCAGGAUUUGACUAGUCUGUGUACACUGGAAACAGAACCCUAUUCUGAUGAUAGUGACUGCAUAGAAUUGUUUGGCACCUCCUACUGUUGAUCCUCCUUUAAUUGUUUUAAAUUAUACACUGGGUAUGUUAAUCCCAUUUCACUGGGUAGGGGAAGCUUUACUUCUGUACAAGAGAUGAGCUGCCUAAGUUGUGA
Molecule: messenger RNA, 3390 nt
Organism: Gekko japonicus
Lineage: Eukaryota; Metazoa; Chordata; Lepidosauria; Squamata; Gekkonidae
Gene: LONP2
Product: lon peptidase 2, peroxisomal
Exons: 15
Coding region: 20-2587 (855 amino acids)
Biological process (GO): protein processing; protein catabolic process; protein targeting to peroxisome
Cellular component (GO): peroxisomal matrix
Molecular function (GO): ATP-dependent peptidase activity; ATP hydrolysis activity; serine-type endopeptidase activity
Source: RefSeq, a predicted model, not a curated record